AUGUGCCUCCCUUCCUCCGGCGGCCCUGGCAGCGCGCCGCCCUUUACCUUCCCGGACCUCGGUCCAGUCGUCCAGGCUUCGGCUGCUGUUCCAGUAGCUGCGGUGCCCUCAUCUGGUGCUGGUGGUAGCGCUGGAGCUGCGCCGUCACCAACUCCCGCCUCUGGAGGAGCACGCGGGGUGGCGGGCAGUCUCCAGGCCGCAUCUUCAAUCGUCGCAAGCCAAGGUUCCGCUGCAACUGCUGGAGAGACUUCGGCUUCGAGUGCAGUGGCUCCGACGUUGCUAACACCCGCUUUGCCGUUUGCUAGCGGGGCUUCGUCGGACCCUGCGGGUACUCAGCUGAUCCCCCGACCUUCGCCUGACUCGAGUCCUCUGCGCGAGUCUUCGUCGAAUGCUGCACACUUCUGCCGCACGGGCGACCCGCUUCUUGCAACUGCGCACGAGGCUUCGGGACUUCCUCCGCGUCCUUCCGCACAGCGGUAUGCUGUCAAAGACAUCGUCCACCACGAGGUGCAGGCUGCGGUCGAAGAGCUUUGCGAGCACUCGGAACGACGCUUCGCAAACUUCGCUCAGCUGAUGGUCGGCUUGGCGCGCCAACACUUCGAGUCGCUGCUCAAUCAGGAGACGGAUCUCAAGAAUCAGGCUCAGAUCCUGUGCACCCCAGCCUCAUUCGAGCGCAACGAGCUCUUCGAGGUGGUCAAGUCGCUUCGCCACAUGCGCGACAAAGUUUCGCGUCAGCUGAGGAAGCACAACACUGCCAUGGCUACGAACGACGAGACGAUCGCUCUCCUGAGGUUACAGUGUGAGCGCUACGAGGCUUCGCUCAAGGCUUCGGACUCGCUUCUGGCGAAGGAUCGUGAGCUCUUUAAGUCGGGUCUCCAAGAGUACAACCGCAACAUGCGGCAGCUCCGAAGCCUGCUCGUCAACCAAGCGCGUGACCAACCGGAGGCUCGAGAGCUCGUUCGUCGCAUGGAUGACAACGUCCUGUCCAGAGCAUUCGAUGCUUUCUUGGAGGUGUUCGACUCUGCGUACUCCACUCCAAGUGCGGCUUCUGCAUCUUCAAGUUCUCGUGAAUCUUCGUCUCGUGCUGGCACUACUCGCCGUCGAGCUGCUACUCCGGCUGCUACCCAAGCCGAUGUCUCGAUGGAGCCAGCUGAGUCAGGCAAUGACUCAGACGGCGAGUCGACCAGUCCUCGACCAGCCAAGCGUCGUAAGCAUGCUCAUCGCAAGUCUCGGGAGACGCAACAGACUGCGCGGGUGCGCGUGUCUUCUCGUACGUGCGCUGCAUCCAAGGGAGCUACAAGACUCGGUCGUUCUUCUGUCAACUUGCAGGAGAGCGACAAUCAAGUGUACCCCUUACAUGAAGAGUGA
Messenger RNA from Phytophthora sojae, 1368 nucleotides. RefSeq lists its product as hypothetical. Bases 1 to 1368 code for a protein of 455 amino acids. The transcript has 4 exons. NCBI's taxonomy places the organism in Eukaryota, Oomycota, Peronosporomycetes, Peronosporales, Peronosporaceae. The record is from RefSeq and is a predicted model, not a curated record.